AUGAAUACUCAACAACAACCAAAUCAAGGUCACCCAAUCCAACCAAUUCAAAUUUCCAAUAAACAUCUUUUUCAAGAACAAACUAUCAAUCAACGAGUUCAAAAUCUGUCUCAGCAAAAAUCUUUCUCAUCAACAACAGCAACUUCAGCAACUUCAACAUUAUGCCCAACACAUUCACCAAUGAAUUCAGAGAGUUAUGGACAAUAUAAUCAAGAUAGUGACAACAAUAACAAUAUGAUGACGACUCAAGCUUUACUGCAGUGGUUGCUUUAUAACCCGUUCACGUCAUUACCUGCAAUUUAUGAUAAUUUAAAUUUAAAUCUUGAUAAAUUAUUAUGUUGUUUGUUAUAUUGA
Messenger RNA from Entrophospora candida, 354 nucleotides. Lineage: Eukaryota; Fungi; Glomeromycota; Glomeromycetes; Entrophosporales; Entrophosporaceae. The record is from the annotation of a GenBank genome assembly.